AUUUUUAAAGCUGUAGACACCCUGACCAACCAACUGUCUUGUGAGGGAGGCGACAACCAAAGCCUUCCUGAAGACAUGUUCAGAGAGCUGCAACAAGACCUCAGACAGAUAGUGAACUUGGCCUUAAACGUCUUCCUUCAUUUGGUACAUCAUCUUUUCAUACUAAGACCUCACUCUGACAUUUUAUUAAAAUAAGAAUCAGAUUAGUAUUUAACUAAGGAUCCCUUCACGUUUACACAUGGUAAUGAAUUAAAAUCAACACGGAUGAUGUUUGAUUUAUCAGAAAGUUUAAACAAUGUAAACUGUCCACUUUAUUUCAGGGCACCAAUGAAUCAAAGUCUGAGGUCCUGGAUGUCUUUGGAGCUUUGAACAGUCUCAACACUGAUAACGUUCAGAGUGUAGAGUUCAUCCGCUUGUGGUUCAACAUCCAGCUGGUACCUCUUUUACCCCAUAUUACCGGAGACUUCAUGACCCUGUUGAGCACAAGAGACUUCAGCUGCAGCUCCUAUCAGGCAUUGUGCGUUGACAAUCAUUCUGAUUCCAUAUUAUUAAGGAAAUUGUCCAAUUCAAUGUUGUUUCAUCUAAAUUAUUUUAUAUUUAAGGGUCAAGGGAUUGAGUGGUGAACUGGUAUCCAUUAAUCAAGAGCAGAAACAAUUGAUCUACACUCACUUUAUCCGUCUUUUCCUGUUCAGAAAGGGAUCAUCAGGUAUUUAACAUUUUAAGAAAAGCAAAAUUUGCAAAUUCGCUCCAGUAUGUAAGAUUUAAAUGUGUUGUUAAUUUGUUGUUAAAUCAAUUCCUCAGAAUGUAAACUGAUGUAUGUUUUAAUUGUUGUGGCAGAUCCUGGAUGCUUGGGAAAUGGAAAUGAAACUGCAGACUGGCUGUUGAAAAAUUUUGGAAACUUUUGGAGCAUGGCUGAUUUAAAGGAUCUGUACAAACUAAACCAACAUUUCUCUGCGGUGAGUAUUUCAAAUCAAAUUUUAAGCACUGAAGAUGGACAUGGGAGAAUGAUGAAAAUCGUGACAAAAGACAAAAACCAUCAUUAAUACAAAUGUUUUGUCUUCUAGCUGGAGGUUUUGAACGUCCUCUCACCAAGCCAGAAAGCUGAGCUGAUACUGGACCCAAGCACUGGCGCUCUGGAGAAUGAGACUCUUGUGAAGAAGGUUUUCAUCAGCUUGCUGGAAUCUCCAAGGGAAGAGCAGCUCAAUGAGUUCUUUGUGACUUUUGUUGAAGUCACCAAGCAGGUGAGUACAUCACUCUCUGGCUGGAAUGGACCUUGUACAGUGAGACAAACUCAUCUGACGAAACAAUCAGGAUGAAAGGAUGUCCUUCUAAACCAUGAACCAUCUAUUUUCCAGGAAAACAUCACCAUCAUCACAAACACAGCCGUAAGAGACACAAUGCUAAACCUGACCUUGAUGGCUCUUGCUCCCAAAUUUGACGUCUUUGAGCCAAAAGACUUCCAGCUGUGGUUCCAAGUCAAUCUGGUUGUUCUGCUGGCCAGCUUCAAUCCUGGCAGAUUGGUUGUUAUCCCCCUAAACAUCACCUGUGAAUCCUACAAUGCCAUGUAAGAGACUACUUUACAACCAACAAACGUACAAGGCACUGUCUCGUAAAGUACAGAUUGAUUAAAGACUGCACUAAUGUCUCCCUUUCCUUUUCUCUCAGAUUCACGGGUCUCGACCAAAGUUUGGAAUCUCUUCCGCCUCACAUCUCACAGGGUGUGGAGUCAAGCUUGGAUGCACUGAUGAAGACAUUCCAACGUAUGUGAUAAGCUGCUCUUUUUCAACAAUAGACACUGUCUCAUCUGAGCACAGCAUUUGUAGAAGAUUUUAAAAUCUCCAAACAGUCAUUCUGUUAUUUUGUUUUCUCAUAUGCUCCGAAAUCUUCCUGUUAAUUGAGUGACCUUAUUUAAAUUAUCUCCCUCAAAGGUUGCUCAAGGCCUCCAGCUUUAAUUGUGGUAAGUACUCUCUGAAUGGGAUCUUAUUUCAAUUAGACACUUUGUUUACAUGAUACAUGGAAAGGUCAUGCAUCUUGUAUAUGCAUUGUGGCAUUGUUCAGAAAGCCAAAGCAUCUCUUUUGUUUUCUCAUUGAAUUUCACACGGAUAACAAUAUUCUUUCCCCCCCAUAUAGUGCAAAGAAACAUUGGUCAAUGGUAAGUUCACGUUAGCUGUGACAUAUUUAUUUUCUUUCAUCAGAUUAGCAAUUUAUGUUUUGUAUCUAAAGAACUCUUCUUUUUAUGUUCUGUUUUGCAGAGAAACAACUUUGUGCUGGAUUUAACAGGUGGGUUCAGUGCUGUCUUGCACAAUGCAGGUUGUAAGAGGUUGAGACACACAAGGUAUCAUUUGUAAACUAAUAAUGUAUUUUUCAUUACCGUUUCCUACAGCACACAACUGAAGCAACAGAUGUCCUUUGGCAAUUCCUCUGAAUCCCUUUGCAAUUUCAACGUCUCUGAAUAUGCCUGUUCCUCAGUAAGCUUUUUAAACUCAUCACUGAAUGUUGUCAGUAGCAACAGCCACAUUUCUCUCAUCCGCAUCGUCUUUGUUGAUGUUACUCAUGUUGAUGUCACAGUUGUCUAAUUUGGUUCACGUACCUGCAUCCUUUUCUUUAAGACUAACGGUCUCUCAGCGGACAACUUGGUAACGAUUCUGAAAUGCCAAUUGGCGAGCAAAAAUACUUACUCAACGGAAAUGUGGAAGCUGUUCUUCCAAAACAAUGCUGCUGUUCUGGAUCAGGCUCUUCUGGAUUACUCCAGCAUGGUAUGUUGAAUCCCAGAAUUAGAACAAAAUGUUGCCAAUAUGUGUGGACUUUGUCACUGCAAAUCUGUUUAUACCUUUCCAGAACCCUAACAUCAGCAGUCCAGCCAUGCCAAAUGUCCUUGAUGCCAUCGGAGAGCUCAAAAUCAACAACUUCAGUAAUGCACAGCUAAGCGACGCAAGUUUCAUGAACAAGUGGUUCCAGUUGAAGCUCCGACCAUUCUUGGCAUCUCCUUCCAGGAAUUUCCUCUCCUGUCUCAGCUCAAAGAACUUCAGUUGUCAGACCUACCAAAUUGUGUAUGUAAAGCCAUGAUACCUAAUGCAAUAGUCAAUACAAUUGGUGAUAUCCCUACAAUUUAAUAAGAAGUCAAGACAACAUAGGCUCUGUUCUCUGUUUCAGCAUUAACGCUCUAAGCAGCCAAACAGCUUCCAUGGACAGAGAGCAACAACGAGUGAUCUUCACUCAUUACAUCUAUCCAUUCCUUUCGAGAAAUGACUCAUCAGGUAAUAAAUGGUUCUGGAAAGCACAAAAACAUCCACACUUCUCUGGGCCAAUCUACUGAACUCAUCUGCUUAAGGGGAUUUAAAGUCCAUUUGUUUUACUCUACUUUUGUUUCAGAUCCUGGCUGUGUCUCAAACACCAGUGGAAGCAUGGACUGGCUCCAGAGGAACUUUGGCAUCUUUUCUGUUUUUGCAGAACUGCAAGAGUUACAACUCCUCAAUCCUGACUUCUCCAGCGUAAGUGGCCUAAGUGUUUGUCUGGAUGGUUAACCUCCCAAUAAUAUUACUGUGCCACUCACUGACAUGCGCCACUUUUCUUUUUCAUUUUCCUAUUUGUAGAAGGAAUCACUGUCGCUGCUUACCCCAACCCAAGUGGCACAGUUGACAUUGACCUCUGGGGCAUUGAAUGACACAGCUGACAUUAAACUUGUGUUUACGCGGCUGGAGGAAGGAGACGCUUUCAAAAAUGUUGACGAGUUUCUGACGAAACUGACCGCAAUGGAAGAGGUAAUGCAAGUUUGAGAAAAACAAACGGCAUGAUUUCAUUUUGACAAAUAGCAAUCCCCAUGUCUUCCAGUGUCUCCCUUUGUGGAUAGUGAAAGACAACAACUAAGCAAAGAGCAAGCUAUCAAUCUUGUACUUUCAUUUAGUACCAGAAAAGCUGGAUUGAAUGCUAUGAUGAGUUGUGCAGUGUUGAUGACCUCUGGUCAUUUGUUUCAACAGAUUCCUGACAUCUAUCCAGCCGUGAGAGAUGUGAUGAUGAAUCGGACAUUUAACAUCAUCAGCCUUCAAUUCCCAAAGUUCGAAACGAUGGACUGGAUUGCAUGGUUCGAAGUAAAGCUGAUUCCGAUCCUCCCCAGUUUUGAUGAAGUCAUGCUCACCAUUGCUACCUCAAACGUUACCUGCACCAACUACCAAGUCAUGUGAGUAGGGGCCAACUUCUUGCAAAUAUUAGCCAUGGAUUCGAUGACUAACAUCUAUUGCAAACGUGGGGUGGAAAUGUCAUGAGUGUAUAUUUUCCCAUUUACAGUGUAAAAGGAAUGGACAGAGCUUUCCCUGAAAUGACUGAGGGUAGAAGAGAAGGAAUCGCAGGAGUCCUGCUGAAAUACCUGAGGAUAUCUGUACACCUUAUCAAUGAACCAGGUAGGGCUCACCAAGCAGGUUGUGGUGCUCGUUGGCUUUCUGUUGGGUUGUUCAUCGCCUCUGCUGGAUGAAGUGGGCUUUGUUUGAAAGGAGUGAACAGUUGGCAUGUUGCUUCCUUGUCUAUUGAAUAUAACAUCAAUGUACUCCAUUUUGCAAUAAUCAAAGCGGCCAUACAUGUCUUUUAGUUUGCAGGUUGAACAUCCACAACGACACUGACUGGCUUGCAAUCAACCUGGGUCCAUACUCCGAAUACACAACCUAUUCGGAUCUCAAAGACUUCAACAUCUCAGGGGUAAAACAAUUGUUUGCCAGUGUUCUUUGCAUGAUCAGAAUUGACUAGUUUGACACUGCUCAUGUGUGGAAUUAUGGCUAUUUAGAGGGGUAAUGCAUUUGUAUUCUGUUGUCUACUUCUCCCCAGGUGGCAGUUCUAGACUCCCUCUCACCAAACCAGAAAGCUGAGCUGAUACUGGACCCAAGCACUGGCGCUCUGGAGAAUGAGACUCUUGUGAAGAAGGUUUUCAUCAGCUUGCUGGAAUCUCCAAGGGAAGAGCAGCUCAAUGAGUUCUUUGUGACUUUUGUUGAAGUCACCAAGCAGGUGAGUACAUCACUCUCUGGCUGGAAUGGACCUUGUACAGUGAGACCCGGCUCUCGACAAACUCAUCUGACGAAACAAUCAGGAUGAAAGGAUGUCCUUCUAAACCAUGAACCAUCUAUUUUCCAGGAAAACAUCACCAUCAUCACAAACACAGCCGUAAGAGACACAAUGCUAAACCUGACCUUGAUGGCUCUUGCUCCCAAAUUUGACGUCUUUGAGCCAAAAGACUUCCAGCUGUGGUUCCAAGUCAAUCUGGUUGUUCUGCUGGCCAGCUUCAAUCCUGGCAGAUUGGUUGUUAUCCCCCUAAACAUCACCUGUGAAUCCUACAAUGCCAUGUAAGAGACUACUUUACACCCAACAAACGUACAAGGCACUGUCUCGUAAAGUACAGAUUGAUGAAAGACUGCACUAAUGUCUCCCUUUCCUUUUCUCUCAGAUUCACGGGUCUCGACCAAAGUUUGCAAUCUCUUCCGCCUCACCUCUCACAGGGUGUGGAGUCAAGCUUGGAAGCACUGAUGAAGACAUUCCAACGUAUGUGAUAAGCUGCUCUUUUUCAACAAUAGACACUGUCUCAUCUGAGCCCAGCAUUUACAGAACAUUUUAAAAUCUCCAAACAGUCAUUCUGUUAUUUUGUUUUCUCAUAUGCUCCGAAAUCUUCCUGUUAAUUGAAUGACCUUAUUUAAAUUAUCUCCCUCAAAGGUUGCUCAAGGCCUCCAGCUUUAAUUGUGGUAAGUACUCUCUGAAUGGGAUCUUAUUUCAAUUAGACACUUUUUUUACAUGAUACAUGGAAAGGUCAUGCAUCUUGUAUAUGCAUUGUGGCAUUGUUCAGAAAGCCAAAGCAUCUCUUUUGUUUUCACAUUGAAUUUCACACGGAUAACAAUAUUCUUUCCCCCCCAUAUAGUGCAAAGAAACAUUGGUCAAUGGUAAGUUGACGUUAGCUGUGACAUAUUUAUUUUCUUUCAUCAGAUUGGCAAUUUAUGUUUUGUGUCUAAAGAACUCUUCUUUUUAUGUUCUCUUUUGCAGAGAAACAACUUUGUGCUGGAUUUAACAGGUGGGUUCAGUGCUGUCUUGCACAAUGCAGGUUGUAAGAGGUUGAGACACACAAAGUAUCAUUUGUAAACUAAUAAUGUAUUUUUCAUUACCGUUUCCUACAGCACACAACUGAAGCAACAGAUGUCCUUUGGCAAUUCCUCUGAAUCCCUUUGCAAUUUCAACGUCUCUGAAUAUGCCUGUUCCUCAGUAAGCUUUUUAAACUCAUCACUGAAUGUUGUCAGUAGCAACAGCCACAUUUCUCUCAUCCGCAUCGUCUUUGUUGAUGUUACUCAUGUUGAUGUCACAGUUGUCUAAUUUGGUUCACGUCCCUGCAUCCUUUUCUUUAAGACUACCCGUCUCUCAGCGGACAACUUGGUAACGAUUCUGAAAUGCCAAUUGGCGAGCAAAAAUACUUACUCAACGGAAAUGUGGAAGCUGUUCUUCCAAAACAAUGCUGCUGUUCUGGAUCAGGCUCUUCUGGAUUACUCCAGCAUGGUAUGUUGAAUCCCAGAAUUAGAACAAAAUGUUGCCAAUAUGUGUGGACUUUGUCACUGCAAAUCUGUUUAUACCUUUCCAGAACCCUAACAUCAGCAGUCCAGCCAUGCCAAAUGUCCUUGAUGCCAUCGGAGAGCUCAAAAUCAACAACUUCAGUAAUGCACAGCUAAACGACCCCAGUUUCGUGGACAAGUUGUUCCAGAAGAAUCUCCGUCCAUUCUUGGCAUCUCUAUCCAGGAAUUUCCUCUCCUGUCUCAGCUCAAAGAACUUCAGUUGUCAGACCUACCAAAUUGUGUAUGUAAAGCCAUGAUACCUAAUGCAAUAGUCAAUACAAUUGGUGAUAUCCCUACAAUUGAAUAAGAAGUCAACAUAACAUAGGCUCUGUUCUCUGUUUCAGCAUUAACGCUCUAAGCAGCCAAAAAGCUUCCAUGGACAGAGAGCAACAACGAUUGAUCUUCACUCAUUACAUCUAUCCAUUCCUUUCAAGAAAUGACUCAUCAGGUAAUAAAUGGUUCUGGAAAGCACAAAAACAUCCACACUUAUCUGGGCCAAUCCACUGAACUCAUCUGCUUAAGGGGAUUUAAAGUCCAUUUGUUUUACUCUACUUUUGUUUCAGAUCCCGGCUGUGUCUCAAACACCAGUGGAAGCAUGGACUGGCUCCAGAGGAACUUUGGCAUCUUUUCUGUUUUUGCAGAACUGCAAGAGUUACAAGUCCUCAAUCCCGACUUCUCCAGCGUAAGUGGCCUAAGUGUUUGUCUGGAUGGUUAACCUCCCAAUAAUAUUACUGUGCCACUCACUGACAUGCGCCACUUUUCUUUUUCAUUUUCCUAUUUGUAGAAGGAAUCACUGUCGCUGCUUACCCCAACCCAAGUGGCACAGUUGACAUUGACCUCUGGGGCAUUGAAUGACACAGCUGACAUUAAACUUGUGUUUAUGCGGCUGGAGGAAGGAGACGCUUUCAAAAAUGUUGAUGAGUUUCUGACGAUACUGACCGCAAAGGAAGAGGUAAUGCAAGUUUGAGAAAAACAAACAGCAUGAUUUCAUCUUGCCAAAUAGCAAUCCCCAUGUCUUCCAGUGUCUCCCUUUGUGGAUAGUGAAAGACAACAACUAAGCAACGAGCAAGCUAUCAAUCUUGUACUUUCAGUUAGUACCGGAAAAGCUGGAUUGAAUGCCAUGAUGAGUUGUGCAGUGUUGAUGACCUCUGGUCAUUUGUUUCAACAGAUUCCUGACAUCUAUCCAGCUGUGAGAGAUGUGAUGAUGAAUCUGACAUUUAACAUCAUCAGCCUUCAAUUCCCAAAGUUCGAAACGCUGGACUGGAUUGCAUGGUUCGAAGUAAAGCUGAUUCCCAUCCUCCCCAGUUUUAAUGAAGUCAUGCUCACCAUUGCUACCUCAAACGUUACCUGCACCAACUACCAAGUCAUGUGAGUAGGGGCCAACUUCUUGCAAAUAUUAGCCAUGGAUUCGAUGACUAAAAUCUAUUGCCAACGUGGGGUGGAAAUGUCAUGAGUGUAUCUUUUCCCAUUUACAGUGUAAAAGGAAUGGACAGAGCUUUCCCUGAAAUGACUGAGGGUAGAAGAGAAGGAAUCGCAGGAGUCCUGCUGAAAUACCUGAGGAUAUCUGUACACCUUAUCAAUGAACCAGGUAGGGCUCACCAAGCAGGUUGUGGUGCUCGUUGGCUUUCUGUUGGGUUGUUCAUCGCCUCUGCUGGAUGAAGUGGGCUUUGUUUGAAAGGAGUGAACAGUUGGCAUGUUGCUUCCUUGUCUAUUGAAUAUAACAUCAAUGUACUCCAUUUUGCAAUAAUCAAAGCGGCCAUACAUGUCUUUUAGUUUGCAGGUUGAACAUCCACGACGACACUGACUGGCUUGCAAUCAACCUGGGUCCAUUCUCCAAAUACACAACCUAUUCGGAUCUCAAAGACUUCAACAUCUCAGGGGUAAAACAAUUGUUUGCCAGUGUUCUUUGCAUGAUCAGAAUUGACUAGUUUGACACUGCUCAUGUGUGGAAUUAUGGCUAUUUAGAGGGGUAAUGCAUUUGUAUUCUGUUGUCUACUUCUCCCCAGGUGGCAGUUCUAGACUCCCUCUCACCAAACCAGAAAGCUGAGCUGAUACUGGACCCCACGAACCUGGCAAAUGGAACUCUUGUGCAAGAGGUUUUCCUAUUGGUUCUGGGGUCUUCAGAUGUGGCGGAGAUUGGUCCAUUUUUCCAAUCAUUUGUGGAGGUUGCUUCAAAGGUUUGUAUAUUGAUUCUUGGUAUUGAGAUGAUUGGUUUAUUUGAACACUUCUAAACAACAUUGUCAUCAUGGUAAACCAGGAGUGGUCCUAAGCUAUUGCCAUAUAUGCAGUAGAUUAUGAACUACUCAAAAUAGCUAAGGCAAGACUCCAGUCACUCGUUUUAGCUACUGUUGUUGUUUUUAUAGCAAUGCAUUUUCUCUGAUGCUGCUAAUCUACGAAGCACCUCCUUACAGAAUGUUUAUUAUUACUUUUUUUUACAGAGCAACCUGACAGCUAUUGAGCCAGGACUGCGAGACACCCUCUUAAACCUGACACUGACGGCACUCGCCCCCAAAUUGCAGACACUAGAUACUCAGGGAUUCAAGCUUUGGUUCCAGGUCUAUCUCCCGUUAUUCCUCCCAAGCAUUAAUCCUGGGACCUUUUCCGUUAUCCCAAGGAAUAUCAGCUGUGACUCCUAUAGCGCAAUGUGAGUUUCAGCUCUUAGUGUUUGCAAUGAUUAUUGAGGAUGUGAUAUGGCAUGUGAUUGCCAGAUACUGUAUAUUCUAAAUGUCUAUUCUACAUAAUGCACGGUAGUACAUUUAAUAGGUUGUCUUUUAAUAAAACAUAUUUUGUUUCACACAGCAUCAAGGGGUGUGAUAAUGUGGUCACUAGGCUGUCGCUGAUGCAGUCCCAGCAAGUCUUCAUGUUCACCAAGGAUUAUUUGACAGGCCAAUCCAUUGAAGGUAACAUAAUGAGUCCUCUAACUCAAAAUAUUAUGUUACUAUGUUGGCUGCACUAAAGUCUAUUUGAAACAGACAUGGCGGCAGCAGCAAGUCAAAUAGGCGGUAAAUGUUAUUAAACAUUUCCUGAUCUAUUGUACACUAUAUAUAAGGGAUUUCGCCGCCCAAAUGCUCUUUCUAAAUGCAAAUACGCCUCAUACGCAAUACAAGCAGUACAUUAUUUUUCAGUUACUAAAGAUACACUUACUGUACGCAGUUUAGGAAAGUUGCACCCGGCUGUAUUUUGAGAAACACAAGAAAUGUGGAAUGGAAUGGUCCAAUGGAAAUGCGAGCGCAAGGUGAGAGGAUGUGUCGUGGCCGAGUUGGCCUGUGAAAACAGUUGGGUGCAACUUUGCUAAACUGCGCACAGUAAGUGUAUAUUUUGUAUUUGAAAUAUUAUUUCUCACUUAUAUGAAAGUUAAGUUCCAAAGGUUUCCAAAACCAUAUCGCAAGUGAGGCGUAUUUGCGUUUAGACAGUGUCGCAGUUAAACAGAGCGCCAGCUGUGAUCAGUACCGUCAGCUGAAAACUCGGCUGUAAACUGGAUUAUUUCCCACUUGGGUUCUUGAGAGCUAAGAAUUAACUGACUUAGAAAUACAAAAUAACUCCAUGCUUUAUCAAAAUACAUUAUCGAAUAAAUGUAGAUGUACUCUAAAAGUUAUUGUUUUUACAGAAGCUAGGUAGAAUGGCUAGCUAACAUUUUUGAACACAUUUUCCUAAUUUUACAUUGGACAAAAAAUUAAUUAACGCUACACAGUAUUAAAACCUAGCGGAUUGCUACUGUACACGUGACGACAUUUCAUAUUAAUAUUGAAAAGUUGACAUAGCUGUGGUAGAGUUCACAUACCUAUAUAUAGUGUACAAUAGAUCAGGAAAAUCGGAGUGUAGCAGCUAGCUAGCUUACACAAUUAAUGGUAGCUACCGUUCUUGACUUUGGUUAGAACAGAGCUAAAACAAUAAAGACAUGUCAUAGAGCUGAUGCCAUAAAAGAGGCCCAACUUUAUAAUGGAAAGAUUUGUGGAAUGGAACAACAUCUGGGACCAGAUCUAAACCAGCAACUUAGAAAGUUGAGAGACUUCACGACCUUCAACAAAUAAACAUUCAGACAUGUACCUACGGUGCCUUCAGAAAGUAUUCACACUUACCAGACUUGAUACAUAUCAAACAAAUAGAAGAACAUGUUUCAGUUUAAUACAAUACGCAAAAAAAUUAGAUAUAUAUUUAUCAAUAAUGGCUGUUGAUGCUGAAAAGGCUUUUCUAUUCAAAACUUUGGAAGCUUUCAACAUUCCAGCUAACAUAAUACAUUAAUACAAAUAUUGUAUAAUGUUCUAAAGCAAAAAUAUACACAAAUAAUACAUUAUCUGAUGAAAUUGCUUUAGAAAGGGGCACAGGACAGGGAUGUCCCCUCUCCCCCCUCCUGUUUCCACUGUCAAUUGAACCGCUUGCAGAAAGAAUUAGACAGGACCCAAACGUAACAGGUAUCAGUACUGGUAAACAUGAAUAUAAACUAAACUUCUUAAAGAUGAUCUCCUGAUAUACCUGACCAAUAUUGAAAAAUCAAUGCCCCUUUUGCUAAAAAUAUUUUCAGAAUAAAAAACUAAUCUCAGGAUAUAAAAUUAACGUGAAAAAAAAUGAAAUAAUAGCAAUAGGAAAAAGAAAAAUAAUAACUCAUUAUCUACAGCAAUCUUUUAUGUGGACCACAACAAAUAUAAAAUACAUAGGAUGCUUAAUACGUGACAACAAACAACACAUAUAUAAAGAUAACUUUAUCCUAUUACUCAACAAUAUGAAAGCAGAUGUAAUUAAGUUGAAUAAUCUUCCCAUAAAUCUUGCAGGUAGAAUAAACCUCUUUAAAAUGGCAUGGCUGCCAAAGUUUUUGUAUUUUCGGUAAUACCAAUUACCCCACCGAAGGCAUUUUGAAAAAGUAUACUCGAUGCUAACAGACUUUAUAUGGGCAAAUAAAAAAAUUAUAGAAUAAAAAGGAAUGUUUUACAUCUUCCUACGUCUGAGGGUGGUUUUAACCUUCCAGACUUGGAAUUGUAUCAACUCGCCUCCCAGGACUUUUACUUCCGACAUAUCAUUAAAUGCACUAAAGAGGAACAAUGAGUACAUAUUAAAGAUGCGCAUGCUCAUCCCCAGAAUAUUUUUAUGUGUCUAUUUUCAAAGGAUAAAGCUAAGAACAUUACCGACUUCAUAGCUAAUAACACUAAAACAAUAUGGAAGAAAAUGAAACGUAUUCUACAAGAACCAAUAUCACUCCAUAAAAACACAACCCUAUGGAACAAUUCCUGGAUAGCUUUUCAGAAUUCACUGAUAAAUUGGUCUAUAUGGAAAACUAAAGGCAUAGAAACCAUGAAUGACUUGGAAACAGAAUUAAAAAUAAAUUUUGGAUUGAUCAAUGUAGAUAAUUUCAAAAUACAUGCUUAAAAGUUACAUAUCGCGAAAUUUCGAUUUGAAAUCUUUCAGACAUCAGAGCAACCUAGGGAGAAUCUUAUUUGAGUCCGAAAAUGAUGAUUGUAUGAUAGGGAAGGUAUACAAAACCUUGCAGAGAGCACCAUCCAACUUACAAUAUCUUAGAAAAAUAUAUAAACUGUUGGAACCAAGACUUAAAAUGAACUGAUGUUGUCACAAGAUGGAGGGAAAGUUGGAGCAGAACUAACUUAAUUAAAGUUAAAAAUGUACGCUUAAUCCAGUAUAAACUAAUGUAUAGAAUGUAGUAUACAAAAUUCGCAAAUUCUACAGCACAACGGCAGAGUCAUGUCUUAAGUGUAAAACUAAUAAUAACUGAAUAAUCCAUGCUUUCUGGGGAUGCUACAAAGUCCGGAAGUUGUGGGGGGAGCUAGAACGUUGGCUGUCAGAAGUAUUACAAUAUAAACUUACUUUUAGUCAGUCUGUCUGCAUAUUUCAAGACAUGGCAUAUGGGGGGUGUAGUGAAAUACCCAAUAGGCUGGACAAUUUUCUUCUCAUCACUCAUCUAAAAAAAUAAAAAAUAAAAAAAGGAAUACUAAAAAUGCAGAAAUCAAUCAAUCUGCCAUCAUUAACACAAUGGAAAAAUCUAAUGAUUUAUUAUUGAAAUAUUGAAAUAGCAUGGGCGACUGAGAAAAACGAAUUGAUGCAAUUUAAGGCCAAGUGGCAAACAAUAAUGCAGGCAGUAGUGAUGGAGGUGUGAACAUGCAGGUUUGGGCAGAUCAGAUGUAGUUAUUGUUUGUGUGCGUCUGUAAAUUGUUCAUAUGUAAAAGUAAAAAAUAAAAAAAAGGAUUCACACCCCUUGACUUUUUCCACGUUUUGAAAUGUUGUGUCACUGGCACAAUACCCCAUAAUGUCAAAGUGGAAUUAUGUUUUUAGAAGUGUUUACAAAUUAAUUAUAAAUGAAAAACUGAAAUGUCAAAUAAACCUUGAUGAAGCCCAAGUUCACCAUACAACAGAUAGCUCAAACUACCACAGUGACAUAGGCUAUUACUCAAAAUAGACACAAAAACAAUCACCAAAUGUAGACCUACAGUGCCUUCAGAAGGUAUUCACACCCCUUGACUUUUUUCACCUUUUCUUGUUACGGCCUGAAUUUAAAAUGGAUUACAUUGAGAUUUUGUGUCACUGGCCUACACACAAUACCCCAUAAUGUCAAAGUGGAAUUGUGUUUUUCUGAUUAAUUACAGAUUAUUUAAAAAUGAAAAGCUGAAAUGUCUUGAGUCAAUAAGUAUUCAACCUCUGUUGUGGCAAGCCUAAAUAAGUUCAGGAGUACAAAAUGUGCUUAACAAGUCACAUAAUAAGUUGCAUGGACUCACUCUGUGUGCAAUAAUAGUGUUUAGCAUGAUUUUUUGAAUGACUACCUCAUCUCUGUACCCCACACAUACGAUUAUCUGUAAGGUCCCUCAGUCAAGCAGUGAAUUUCAAACACAGAUUCAACCACAAAGACCAGGGAGGUUUUCCAAUGCCUCGCAAAGAAUGGGCACCUAUUGGUAGAAAAAAAAAGCAGACAUUGAAUAUCCCUUUGAACAUGGUGAAGUUAUUAAUUACACUUUGGAUGGUGUAUCAAUACACCCAGUCACUUCAAAGAUACAGGUGUCCUUCCUAACUCAGUUGCCGGAGAGGAAGGAAACCGCUCAGGGAUUUCACCAUGAGGCCAAUGGUGACUUUAAAACAGUUAGAGUUUAAUGGCUGUGAAAGGAGGAAACUGAGGAUGGAUCAACAACAUUGUAGUUACUCCACAAUACUAACCUAAAUGACAGAGUGAAAAGAAGGAAACCUGUACAGAAUAAAAAUAUUCCAAAACAUGCAUCCUGUUUGCAAUAAGGUACUGAAGUAAAACUGCAAAAAAAUAAGAAAUGAACUCUAUGUCCUAAAUACAAAGUGUUAUGUUUGGGGCAAGUCCAACUCAACACAUCACUCAGUACCACUCUUCAUAUUUUCAUGCAUGGUGGUGUCUGCAUCAUGUUAUGGGUAUGCUUGUCAGUUUCUUUUAGGAUAAAACGAAACGGCAAAAUCCUAGAGGAUAAUCUGGAUCAGUCUGCUUUCCAACAGACACUGGGACAUGAAUUCACCUUUCAGCAGGACAAUAACCUAAAACACAAGGUCAAAUAGAGUUGCUUACCAAGACGAUAUUGAAUGUUCCUCAGUGGCCUAGUUACAGUUUUGACUUAAAUCGACUUGAAAAUCUAUGGCAAGACUUGAAAAUGGCUGUCUAGCAAUGAUCAACAAUCAACUUGACAGAGCUUGAAGAAUUGUAAAAAAAAAAUAAUGUGAAAAUAUUGUACAAUCCAGGUAUGCAAAGCUCUUAGAGAUUUACCCAGAAAGACUCACAGCUGUAAUCACUGACAAAUGUGAUUAUACUGUAAAUACCUAUGUAAAUUAGAUAUUUCUGUAUUUGAUUUUCAAUAAAUCUGCAAAACUUUCUAAAAACAUGUUUUCACCUUGACAUUAUGGGGUAGUGCCUAGAUGGAUGAAAAUAUGCAAUUGAAUCCAUUUUGAAUUCAGGCUGUAACAACAAAAUGUGGAAUAAGUCAAGUGGUAUGAAUACUUUCUGAAGGCACUGUAGCUAGCUAGCAGUUUUGGAGACAGCGUCGCGUUUCUAGCAAAGAGAUUUGAGGUGGCUAAUGAACAGUAAAUAAGUAAAUUGUUACGCCCCACAGUUUGCCAAAUUUGUUUACAGUAAUUUAGCAACCACUACCUUAUUUAUACUUUACCAGCGAAUCGUAUUGUUGUCGCGUCACCUGUCUCCGAAAAUGACGAGUUCUGUUUACAUUUAGUAAUUGUGAAGUGCCUUCCAUAUUCACUUUGCAUGCAUAUAGCAGCGGCACGUUCAGCAGCGUUUUAGAACGUUAUGUGUAGAACAAACAUACAUCUCUGAUAUCACAUCCGCUCUAUUCAUGGCAUUUCUAUCUGCAACGUUAAACAAUGUUUGGCUACUGAACGUGGUCCAGAUGUUGCUCGUCUCUAUGGGCCAUAAUUUGUUGCUUCGCGACAUAACAUCUAUCGGAUUGAUAGAAUAACUAAAGCUAUGAAUGACGAAUAGAUCGAUUGUCAACAGAUUAAAAUAAUACAAGUUUGGAAACUGAGCUAGUGUUAAAUAAUUUUGGUCCCUCCCCCCAAGGAUUCUCCUGUGUGAAGACUGUGAGAGAUGACAGGGAUUGGCUUGGAAGCUACUUUGGACAAUUCCGGAUCUAUGCUUCAUAUGUGGACUUUGUGACCCUGAAGAGUGAUUUCAAUGGAGUAAGUCACAAGGCAUUAUGUCAGUGAAACAUCUUUUGUACUGCAGAGUCUGAAGCUUUUUUCCUCUUGCAGUCAUUUCUCUGGGGUCAGAUCAUUUCAAUUUAGGAACUGAAAUAGGGGUGUUAAAUUCUACAUGAAAUGAGCUAACUAUUAGCUGUUCCUUAAUUGAAGCGGUAAUAACCUAACAUCGGCUGUGAGGUGCUGAUGUACAAUGUCCGACAACUGUUUAAAAUUUUUUUUUUAUCUCCAGGUGAAUGUAGCAGAUCUCCUCACACCUAUCCAGCUGGCUCAGCUCGCAGUGAUUCCCUCCCAACUAAAAGGGGCACAGGGUGUCAACAAGAUCAUGGCAGCCAUCGGUCCGGCUAACUUUGGAUUGUUCUUUGACAUACUCUCACCUGCUAUUCAGGUACGUACAGUAUCUGUCUACUAACCUUUUCAGUUGCACAGCAUUGAUGUUUCCGAUUGGAAUUGUAGUUGUUCUACAAUACUAAAAAUAGUUCUGAGAUACAUUACUAACAAGUAAUGUCUGUUGUUUAAUGAAUUUUAGUUAGUAUUGCCAUAUGUAAUAUCCACAAUUCAGCAUGUUGCUGUCAAUUUUACAAUGUUCUGUUUGAAAACUGUCUAAAGCAAGCUGGGACACUUGGCUCAGUAUUUUUUGCAUAUGUGUUUUCAGUUGUGUUAUAACGUUGAAAAUAUUCUGUUAUAACGUUUGAAAAUUCCUCCAGAAACACAUGAACAACUACACAGAAGAGGUGAAGACAGCUUUCCUCCAGGUGGUGUUUGACAGUGGGGACCUGUCCUCCACUGCCAUCAAUGACACAGAAUUCCUCGUGUGGCUCAGGGUUCGGCUGAACCCCCUCUUGCUGAACCUCUCAUCCAAUCAAGUGACACCACUCUUCCGCAUCAUGAAGGAUAGGGGCUGCAACAGCAGCCAAGAAGCGUAAGGAGCGAUAACUAAGUGAAAUAGCAGUUUAUAUGUGUUCUGAUGUGCUGUAGCAGUUUUAUCUGUGUUCUGAUGUGCUGUAGCAGUUUAUAUGUGUUCUGAUGUGCUGUAGCAGUUUAUAUGUGUUCUGAUGUGCUGUAGCAGUUUAUCUGUGUUCUGGUGUGCUGUAGCAGUUUAUAUGUGUUCUGAUGUGCUGUAGCAGUUUAUAUGUGUUCUGAUGUGCUAUAUUCUCACAUGUGGAGAUAAAACAAGUUCAAGCUAAUAUAAAUCAACAAAUGUUUAUAGAAAAUGUAAAAUAGCUUUUUAGUGUGACAUUUACACAUAUCUCCCAUUGUUUUUCUUCUGGAAACUCAGAAUCUCAUUAUUAGACACUCUGCGGUCUACACUGACUGAAGACACACAGAGGGAAAUCUACAGCAAUGCCCUGCUCCUACUGAAAGGUACGCAUUUGGGUCUAAAACAGUGUUCUUCGAUCCUGGUUCUAGGGACCUACGGUACAGUAAUUCAGGUGUUUUUUUUAAUGCUGGUCCAUGUUAAUUAAAUACAUUUAUCUAAACUGGCCUUUCUAUUGUCUGACAGAGCCAACGCCACUGCGAUGCUAUGUAAACGGAAGCUUCUACUCGUUUUUGAGAAGCACGUUCCUUGGCUUUGGAUUCCCCGACCUGUCGAUGCUUUUCACGCUCAUGCCAGACACACGCCAACCUGAGGUAAUGGCAGAGGACAUCUUCUUCUUAGUCAUCUUCUUCUUCAAUAGUAUAACAUUGCAAUUAGAACAACUUGGGCCUACUUCAAGUGGCUGUCCCCUGCUUUAAUGAUCAACCUGAUCAGUAAUCAGUCAUUCUCCUGGCGUCGCAGCUCCUGAAUUCCAUAACCUGCUCUGAGCUGAGUCAGUUCCUCAGUCAACCUGACGUGGUUGGCAACGGUUCCAACAUAUGUGCUGUCUUCAAAGACUACGCCAAGACGCCUGUCUUCCUGGAAACAGUAUGCAGCUCUUCUACUUCCUAAAUUGUAUUCUUAUUUUUUGAACGUACUUGGUUUUGUUGAGGAUUUGACACAUUUUGUCUUUUGUGUUGUGGUCAACCCAAUUUGAAUUGAAAAUAAAAGUGUAUAUUGGGCAUUUUCACCCCAACCCAUCCUGUUUCUCUCUUCAGGAGGAUGUCCCUGAUGCUGUGAAGCAGCUGACGCUUCCCUGCAUCUGGCCUUUAGCUCUGAACAGCGGCAGUAGGUCAGAGGUGAACGCCUGGUUUGACCUCAGACUGAAAAACUACUUGAGGUUCCUCACCAGGAGCCUCAUCAGUUCAUCUACAGUGCAAAACGGCCAGCUGUCUCGCUUUCCAGAAACUGUAAGGGGCUUCUUUUUUUGUCAUUUUUUUUAAAUGACCGAAAGUAUCAUGAAUCCUUUUCUUUGCACGUUAGAUUAUAUAAAACCUCAAACACUGACACCAUGCAUUUGUUCUGAUCACAUCGUCUGUGUUGUUUUGCUUCAGAGUCUCAGUCCUUGGAAGCGAUUUCAGCUACAACAGCUCUGAUUUUGCACAGAGUGAUGUGUACACCACCAUUAAGACUUACCUUGGCACAGGUAAGACUUCGUGUCACUGAAAGGUUUGACACUGGAUAAACACUACUAAGCACACAACCAUAUUCCCGUGUGUAUAUGAUUAUCUCAUGUAAAUCCCUCCUCAUCUGAGAUGAUUAUCCUGUCAUAGAAAUGUGUUUACCCAUUUCAGGUUAAUGACUAACAUUUGUUGUGGGAUGAUGACAGUAUGUUGAUGGUAUCGCGUAGCAUGAUAGUAUGCAAGUGCCAAUGACGUCAGCGUGUUCUUCUGUCUCUGUAAGGUUCUGGAUCAAAGUGCUACAAUGCCAACGACCCAGAGCUGAACUCCACCGCCUGGUUUGUGAACUACAUCGGUGCUUUUGUGACUUACCUCUCCCUGGAGGACCUCAACACCUUUGUCACCACCAGUCAGGUAUGUCCCUGAUUUAGGCUGGCUGUCAUGAGGACUAGGGGCUAGAUGUAAUCUGAGGGGGGAAUUACAACAAUACACAUUUUAAUGAAAACAGGAUAACCAUCCACUAGAAAUCUGAUAAGAAAUUGCAUGAAUAACUAUGUUAUUUUGUGUUUGAAGAUCAAUGUCUUCUUGGAGAACCAGGCCAACAUCAAGCUCUUCAACAACACAGCUAUACCUGCCAACGUCACUGCAUACUACAUCACACAGCUAUACACACUGAACCCCACGUUCAACCCUCUGCUGUGAGUAUCCAUCUAUAAUAGUAGUGGUAGUAGUGGUAGUAGUAGUGGUAGUAGUAGUGGUGGUAGUAGUGGUAGUGGUAGUAGUAGUAGUGGUAGUAGUGGUGGUAGUAGUAGUAGUGGUGGUAGUAGUAGUAGUAGUAGUAGUAGUAGUAGUAGUGGUAUUAGUGGUAGUGGUAGUAGUGGUGGUAGUAGUAGUAGAAGUAGUAGUAGUGGUAGUAGUGGUGGUAGUGGUAGUAGUAGUAGUAGUAGUAGUAGUAGUAGUAGUAGUAGUAGUAGUAGUAGUAGUAGUAGUAGUAAUAGUAGUAGUAAUAGUAGUGGUAGUAGUAGUGGUAGUGGUAGUAGUAGUAGUAGUAGUAGUAGUAGUAGUAGUAGUAGUAGUAGUAGUAGUAGUAGUAGUAGUAGUAGUGCUAUGAUGGGCAUGGUAAGGAUGUUAGUAGAACUGUAUAAGUAAGUAGGGAUUGUAGUAAUAUAUGUAGUGUAGUGGCAUCUAUUGUAAUAGUAGCAUCUCUGUAGUAAUAGCAUUAUGACGAUAACGGUUAGAACCCAACUGAAAUGACACUGUAACAAUGGUUGGUCUGGAUAUUUUGUUUUCCUUCAGACUUCCUGGCUUCUUCCUCUGUGAGGUCCCAAGUACGGCCUAUAACUCCCUGAGCCAGACAGCCAGUAGGGACAUCCUGGACCGUCUGAAGCUAUUCUGCAAUGGAACUGAGGACCCUCAGGUACACGAUUAGAAACGGAACAAGGAGAGCAGACAUAGUUCUGAGUUUCACAUGAUAUGCUUAUGUCAUAAGCAGAAAUUCAUCAACCCUAUUUAGUAGUUGACUCAGUGUGACAACCAGGUCACCAUGGAUGUUGAUUCAAAUAGGGAUGCCAUGGGUAAUAAUGGCUUAAAUAAAUCGCAAGCUUUGUGUUUGCAUUCCGGCAGGUAUCUGCUGCACUGGUGGCUAAUUUCCAAACUAUCACGGCGAGCACCAUAGCAACCAUGGGGAACAGCAGCACUGGCUUGACGACCACCCAGAUCUCCUCGGUCUCUUCCUCAGUACUUGUGUCGUCCCUGGCAACACUCGGCUCUGUGAGCGGCUGGAACCUGGGCCAGGCCAGUACAGUCAUCCAGACCAUCACUACCGGAGGCUUCCAGGUGAGGGCGCCAUCUUCUCUAGAAUCAGAGAAUCAUAAUUGCUUCUAUAAUCCUUUUGAGUACAUUCAUUUCUGGCAUAACAGCCUGCUGUAUUGUUGGGAUCAAAGUCUGUUUGAUAAGAUAAAAGAUAAAUAAAAAAUGAACAAAUAAACAUGGAUAAUCACACUCGAAUGAGCCUGAUCUGAGUAAUACUAUUUGAUUGACAGAUCAACACCGCCGCCUCCCUGAUCUCAUUGGGCACGCUCAUUGUGGGCGUUCCAUCAGCGACGAUAACGAGCAUCCCAGCCACUGAGCUGUUGACAGCAUCCCAGAGCUCUGUGUUUGUCACCAACAUGCUGGCUGGCCCACAGAUUCUACAGGAAACCUACAUCAGCAAGGUACCAGGUGUAUCCAACAGUGUUUUAUUGGCUACACUUAGUUUUUCUUUUGUUUUUUUUUAACAGUUUGUGGGUCACACUGAAAUAUGAAAAAGUAUGCACAUUGUCAAAAUACUAUAUUUGCCCUGAAUUCUACAACACGAUGAAGAGCCAUGUUGUUUGUUCUAACAAAAUGGUUGUCUUUCCUUUUGUCAUUCCUUAUUAGAUAAUCACCAUCAACCAAAGCCCCAAUGCGUUGGUUGUGAAUGUACCUGAUGCCAUGGCCACACUGAUCCCCAGGGUUCUCCUGACCUUCUCUGAGGAGACUGUGAACGUACAGGCGAUCAACAGAAAGACAUGGACGCAGGAGCAGGUUGGUGUCUUGACAUCAUCUAUGAACAGGCCUUCCCUAUGAGCACAAGACUUUGAAAAGACGUUGAAAAGACGUAGAAAACAACGUAUUUUCAUUUUUCUUCUGCUCACUGGGUUUAUUCAUUCCUAGCAGGUUUCACAUGAACAAUUUAUGCAUUUGGCUUGUAUAGAUAGAUAUAACUGUCAUUACCAAGACUCUUACCUUGUCUUUGUGUUGUAGGCUGUUAUAUUCUUCGGCACCAUAGCGAGCAAUGCAAGCAUCGACUCAGAGGAGUAAGUUAUAAAUGAGUUAACAUGACAAACCCAGAUCAACUGUCCUGUUGUGUCUUUCUGUCUCUUUACUUCCUCAUGCUCUCUAUCUUCUCCUCUUACAAACAGUCUCUUCUCCUCUUACAAACAGUCUCUCUCCUCUUACAAACAGUCUCUCUCCUCUUACAAACAGUCUCUUCUCCUCUUACAAACAGUCUCUUCUCCUCUUACAAACAGUCUCUUCUCCUCUUACAAACAUCUCUCUUCUUCUCCUCUUUACAAACAGUCCCUCUCUCUCCUCUUACAAACAGUCUCUUCUCCUCUUACAAAACAGUCUCUUCUCCCUCUUACAAACAGUCCUUCUCCGCUUACAACCAGUCCUCUUCUCCUCUUACAACAGUCUCCUUCUCCUCUUACAAACAAGUCCUCUUCUCCGCUUACCAACAGUCUCUUCUCCCUUACAACAGUCUCCUUGCUCCUCUUACAAACAUCUCUUUCUCCUCUGACAAACAGUCUCUUCUCCUCUGACAAACAGUCCUCUUCUCCUCUUAACAAACAGUCUCUUCUCCUCUUACAAACAUUCUCUUCCCUCUUAAAAACAGUUCCCUUCUUCCCUCUUAAAACAGUCUCUUCUCCUCUACAAACAGUCUCCUUCUCCUCUUACAACAGUCUCUUCUCCUCUUACCACAGUCUCUUCUCCCUUACAACCAGUCUCUUCUCCUCUUACAAACAGUCUCUUCUCCUCUUACAAACAGUCUCUUCUCCUCUUACAAACAGUCUCUUCUCCUCUUACAAACAGUCUCUUCUCCUCUUACAAACAGUCUCUUCUCCUCUUACAAACAGUCUCUUCUCCUCUUACAAACAGUCUCUUCUCCUCUUACAAACAGUCUCUUCUCCUCUUACAAACAGUCUCUUCUCCUCUUACAAACAGUCUCUUCUCCUUACAAACAGUCCUUCUCCUCUUACAAACAGUCUCUUCUCCUCUUACAAACAGUCUCUUCUCCUCUUACAAACAGUCUCUUCUCCUCUUACAAACAGUCUCUUCUCCUCUUACAAACAGUCUCUUCUCCUCUUACAGUCUCUUCUCCUCUUACAAACAGUCUCUUCUCCUCUUACAAACAGUCUCUCUCCUCUUACAAACAGUCUCUUCUCCUCUUACAAACAGUCUCUUCCUUUAAAAUCUUCUCCUCUUACAAACAGUCUCUCUCCUCUUACAAACAGUCUCUCUCCUCUUACAAACAGUCUCUUCUCCUCUUACAAACAGUCUCUCUCCUCUUACAAACAGUCUCUUCUCCUCUUACAAACAGUCUCUUCUCCUCUUACAAACAGUCUCUCCUCUCAACGUCUUCCUUACAAACAGUCUCUUCUCCUCUUACAAACAGUCUCUUCUCCUCUUACAAACAGGCUCUUCUCCUCUUACAAACAGUCUCUUCCUCUUACAAACAGUCUCUUCUCCUCUUACAAACAGUCUCUUCUCCUCUUACAAACAGGCUCUCUCCGUCCGUGUUGCAAGGGUUCACGUGUACAUCAGUGCAGUCCUUGACCAUCAAAACGGUGCGCAGGCUGGUUCAUGCCUGCAGACCGAAGAUCCUUAGAGAGAAAGUGGUGCUGAAAGAAACACAGGUCCGUGAGACAUGAAGAUGUCAGAGUUAUGAUGAUGAUGAUGAUAGCUAAUACAUCUCACACAUGAUUGCCUCUUAUCAUUUUCCCACAGUUGACCUGCAUGUACAAUUUACUGAAAGGCAACCUCUCCCAGAAUUUUACAGACUAUCCCUCAGACAUGCUACUAUAUUACAAGUAAGUCUAAUCGUGUUAAUUAUCUAAUCCUGUUCAUUAUUUAAUCCUGUUUAUUAUCUAAUCCUGUUAUUUAUCUAACCUGUCAUCUAAUACUGUUAAUGAUCUAAUCCUGUUAAUUAUUUAAUACUGUUAAUUAUCUAAUACUGUUAAUUAUUUGAUUCUGCUAAUUAUUUGAUCCUGUUUAUUAUCUAAUUCUGUUAAUUAUCUAAUCCUGUCAAUAAUCUAUCCUGUUAAAGCUGCAAUAUGUAACUUUUUGGGCAACCCAACCAAAUUCACAUAGAAUUAUCUGUUAAAGAUCUGUCAUUCUCAUUGAACGCAGGUCUAAGAAGCUGUAGAUGUGUUCUAUGUGUGCUAUUUCUAUGCUCCCGUUCUUAAAUUUCGUUUUUUGCAUCUUUUACUUUCAGUUUUGUACAAAUACAAUAUUUUAGGUUAUUGAAAAUACAUUUCACAGCGGUUUAGAUGGAACAAAAAUUAUCUACACUACAUUUACAUUUGAGUCAUUUAGCAGACGUUCUUAUCCAGAGCAAUUUACAGUAGUUAGUGCAUACAUUUUCAUACUGGUCCCCCGUGGGAAUCAAACCCACAACCCUGGCGUUGCAAGUGCCAUGCUCUACCAAGUGAGCCACAUGGGACAACACUUGCUUUGUUACGUCACAUAAACUGAAAUUAGGCGAACUAUUCUCAUUUUAGCAACCAGGAAAUGGUGGAGCGAUUUCUGCUUAGUGCAUCUUUAAUUAUCUAAUCCUGUUCAUGAUCUAAUCCUGUUCAUGAUCUAAUCCUGUUCAUGAUCUAAUCCUGUUCAUGAUCUAAUCCUGAUCAUGAUCUUAUCCUGUUCAUGAUUUUAACAUUCAAAUACUAUACAAUAAUCCAGACAAUAUUCUAAAGAAAGUAUUUCCUGGUAGUUCAGAAAGUAAUUUAGUUCAGAAAAAAUGCUUCAUAUGAGUGAUGUGUGGAUCAAUGUGUUUAGGGAAUGUUUCCUUAGCUCAUUUGUAUUAAUCCGUAUUAAUUGUUUAUUUCAUUCCAGCUAUGCAAAGGUUGAAAAAAGCAAUUGCGGGUCCUACUUCAGCGCGGCAGGUUCUGCAGACUUCUCUGUCCUCUCCAGCGUGCUGAACAAGGAUACAAUGCUACUGGACAACGCAAAAAGCUGCUUGGUGUGUGACUGCAGAGUUGUGUCCUUCAUCUAUAGAUACACUAUAUAUAUAAAAGUAUGUGGACACCCCUUCAAAUUAGUGGAUUCGGCUAUUUCAGCCACACCUGUUGCUGACAGGUGUAUACAAUCGAGCACACAGCCAUGCAAUCUCCAUAGACAAACACUGGCAGUAGAAUGGCCAAACACUCAGUGACUUUCAACGUGGCAUCCUAUCAUAGGAUGCCACCUUUCCAACAAGUCAGUUUGUCAAAUUUCAGCCCUGCUAGCGUUGCCCUGGUCAACUGUAGGUGCUGUUAUUGUGAAGUGGAAACAUCUAGGAGCAACAAUGGCUCAGCCGCGAAGUGCUGAAGUGCGUAGCACAUAAACAUCGUCUGUCCUUGGUUGCAACACUCACUACAGAGUUCCAAAUUGCCUCUGGAAGCAACGUCAGCACAAUAACUGUUCGUCUGGAGCUUCAUGAAAUGGGUUUCCAUGGCCGAGCAGCCACACACAAGCCUUAGAUCACCAUGCGCAAUGCUGAGUGUUGGCUGGAGUGGUGUAAAGCUCGCCGCCAUUGGACUCUGGAGCAGUGGAAAUGUAUUGUCUGGAGUGAUGAAUCACACUUCCCCAUCUGGCAGUCCGACGGACAAAUCUGGGUUUGGCGGAUGCCAGGAGAACGCUACCUGCCUGAAUGCAUAGUGCCAACUGUAAAGUUUGGUGGAGGAGGAAUAAUAGUAUGGGGCUGUUUUUCAUGGUUCGGGCUAGGCCCCUUAGUUCCAGUGAAGGGAAAUCUUAACGCCACAAUGACAUUCUAGAUGAUUCUGUGCUUCCAACUUUGUGGCAACAGUUUGGGGAAGGCCCUUUCCUGUUCCAGCAUGACAAUGCCCCCAUGCACAAAACGAGGUCCAUACAGAAAUGGUUUGUUGAGAUCGGUGUGGAAGAACUUGAAUUGGAACGCUGACUUCGAGCCAGGCCUAAUCACCCAACAUCAGUGCCCAACCUCACUAAUGCUCUUGUGGCUGAAUGGAAGCAAGUCCCCGCAGCAAUGUUCCAACAUCUAGUGGAAAGCCUUCCCAGAAGAGUGGAGGCUGUUAUAGCAGCAAAGGGGGACCAACUCCAUAUUAAUGCCCAUAAUUUUGGAAUUAGAUGUUCGAUGAGCAGGUGUCCACAUACCUUUGGUCAUGUAGUGUAUCUCCUGUGACCUUUUUAAGACGUGCAGUGGCGUAGGAAAUGACUCUUAACAGCACAUACCCAGAACCCUCAGCUAAGUUAGAUAACAGUCCACAGCUUUAAUAAAACAAUUAUAUGGAAUGUUGGAAUGCAGCAACCAGUAAACAGGUUUCCUCAUUAGGGUCUUAGUGUUUCUACAUACAUGUGCAGUACCAUAGUAGCAUGAGUCAGAAAUGUCUGGUUCUCUAAAAACCAACAACAACACUAUCAUACAAACCAAGACCAGCACUAUCACCCCUUCAGUUCACUUUUUUUUCAAUGGAAAAGUUGUGGUUCCCCUAGCCAAAGCCAUAGCCAAUUACAAUUACAGAAUGUUGGAAGAGUUGGGAGGUCAACAACGUUUUAUAGAAACAUAUGAUUCAAACGAAUCCCCUCUAAUUAAUACAUCACUUUGUGUAAUUUCUAGGGAAUUAGUGGAGUGAGUCUUAGUAAAAACAAUGUGGAGGUGCUGGGAAACAUGGUGUGUACUAUGGAUGGCUCCUACAUCCAAAACUCUGACCCCUUCAUUCUGGAGAAACUGAAGAACUGCAAGGACUUCACCGACGCUCAAGUCACUGCCAUGGAAAAGCUCCUUCUUUCAGGGACGACACAGUAUGGGUAUGUGAAUGAGAACUUUUGUGAGCAAAGUUUAUUUUUAUUUUUAUUAAAUCACAGAAGUUGUACAUGGAAUAACAAUACAAUUUACAAUAUGAACUCUGUUUUCAGAAACACUGCUACAUGGAAUCAACAAACAUUGGAAGACCUUGGAACCCUGCCACUGUAUCUGACCCAAAACUUCUGGAGCCUGUUCACAAGAGUACGUUUACGCUUGUAAUUUUUUGUGUUUACGCCUUCAUGUUAUUUUUGUAAAAGGGUGCAAAUGAUUGAUCUAAAAAUGUUUGUUUUGGUAUUCACAGGAGGUGAAAGGGAAGUUCCUCAAGUCCUUUAUGCCCCAGCUGAGGAAGCAGGAAACACAGAAGAGGAAGCUGAAGACACUGUUCAAGGAGAUCAACUCACUCAGAAGAUCCAAGCGAGGAGCAGGUAAACCCACUAUGCGCUAAUCAUCUUGGAGAAAAAGCUUAGAGAAUUAAACAUUUGCUAUGAGACUUUCAUGAGUAGCAUAUUUGCAUACUGUCUGGUGUUUAUGUGUGUGAACGUGUGUGUGCAUGUAACUUCUCUUUCUCACCUUUGGUUGCAUUUCAAAAGGAUGCACCACUGGCAACAUCACCCAGUCGGUCAUCGCAGACACCUCGUUCCCCUUCGGCUAUGACGUGACCCAGUUUGACCUCUGCCUGGACACCAGCAUUUUGAAAGACAAUCUGGCCACUGUCACUGAAAGAGUGGAUGAUAACGACUUCCAGAAGAUUAUUUUAGUCAAACUAAACCAGGUAAUGAUGAUGUCAAUAUGGCCGUCUGACAUUCGUUUUCUUUGACUCCCAGAAUAGAAUGGAAUGGAAACGAUGAUUAUAUUCAAUACACGGUAGUGGCCGUGUAUAGAUAUGAAAAGGGAUAGGUAGCAGAAUGUCUUUACUCUAGGAAGGCAGAGGACAAUAACCAUAAUAAAUGCAUAAUUGUGUUCCACAGGCUUAUCCAUCGGGCAUUGUUGACGAGCAGCUUAAGGUGCUGCACUCUGUGUCUCGUGUGGCCACUCUUGAUGACAUCACAAAGUGGACUGUCACCAAAAUCGACACACUGUCAGCACUGAUGGCCUCUGGUGAUGGUUCAUGGGAAACAGCAAAGGUAUAUUAAGGAAAGAGACGUUUGUACUUUGUACUUUUUUUUGUAUGUAGCUUUUCUCUAAUACAGGUCUCUCUCUGUUGAUGUAUUCAGAGUAAGGCAAUCAUCACAACAUACUUGAACACGUCAGGUAACUCCUUGGGGAGCUCUGAGUUAAAUGCCAUUGGCUCUAAUCUGUGUUCUCUGGACGUGAGCGUACUGAAGACCAUCACGUCAAGCAGCCUGAAGUGAGUAUAUCUGACCUGCUCAGCAAAAAACGGCUAAUGAAUUAUUUCGCAGUUCUGUUUACCAACUCAUGGAUAACAAUGAGACAAUAUGUCAGCUAAACUUUAGUCCUUGAUAACAAUGAGACAAUAUGUCAGCUAAACUUUAGUCCUGGAUAACAAUGAGACAAUAUGUCAGCUAAACUGUAGUCCUGGAUAACAAUGAGACAAUAUGUCAGCUAAGCUGUAGUCCUGGAUAACAAUAACAGUUUUUGGUGUUUCUCAUUUAUCUUCUAAGAAAUGCCAAUUCCCUGGAUGUGACCUCUUGCUCCAUUGAGCAGAAGAGGGCUGUAUACAACAUCAGCAAGAGUUCCUUUAGCUCACAGCGUACUGCUAAUACAACAUAUUACCAACUCAUCAGCCCCUACCUAGGUAAACACACACACCAGACCUAAGUAUUUGCUUUCUUUCACUUACUUUUGGUGCGUUUGAUUUAGCUUGCCUGGUGGGCCAGGUUUGUAAUUUGUAUGACAAUUUGAGGUUCUCUAUUCAGUUCUUGCUGAAAGUGUGCGUUCCCUUUUUGCCAGGUGGUGCUCCCAUUGAAGACGUAAGGAGCCUUGCAGCUCAGAACGUGAACAUGGACAUAACCACCUUCACAGGUCUUGAGAUCGCUGUAGUUACUGUAAGUAUGGGGGGCGUUGGAAUAACCCUGGACCUGCUCUACCUGCUGCUACAAUGUAAAUACAGGAAACCUGUUUCAUCUGUUCUUUAUUUAUUUAUUUAACUCAGAGUCUGACCGUGAGCGAGGUGAAAGGACUUCUGGGUACUAACGUGGACGAUCUGAAGACGUUUGAGAACGACACGGUUGUUCAGGCGUGGGUAGCCAAGCAGCUGCAAUCUGAUCUGGACACUCUGGGGCUCGGCCUGACUGGAGGUAAAGCAGCUUCCACUGUGGUGGUGCCAGCCGUGGUGGACCCACUCAACACCACCACCACAACCACAACGCCAGCACACACCACUGUCACAGUCCUGCCACUACCAGCCACCACAACUCUGGGUAAGGAAACAUGGACUGCCCACACUUUACAUUACAUUUUAGUCAUUUAGCAGACGCUCUUAUCCAGAGCGACUUACAGGAGCAAUUAGGGUUAAGUGCCUUGCUCAAGGGCACAUCGACAGAUUUUUCACCUAGUCGGCCAGGGGAUUAGAACCAACGACCUUUCGGUUACUGGCACAACGCUCUUAACCACUAAGCUACCUGCCUUCCUACAUAUUACAUAUAGGCAUUAUUCCUGAUGAACCCUUAAAAGGCAAUCAGCAGUUGCUAUAUCCAUCUUUGGACUCCUAAAUUAAUGCUAUACACCCAUUGAUUCUAGAAUAAUAUAACUUAUAAAUGUCUCAUGAGCCUAGUUCAACUGUCGUCCCCCGUCAGAACCCCAAAUAAUAAUAUUUUUUUUACUCCAUUGUUUGUAAACGAUGUAAUUGUAAACAAGCACUAUAUAGCCACAUAACGUGGUUAAAACUAUAAUUUUGAGAUCACGGAUGGUCAGUCCUUGUAACCAUAGCUCUGUCUAAGAAUUUGAGAGUGGUUGCAUUUCUCCAGGCCCAUCCCCCAGAUUUUUCCCACAACAGUGGUGGGGUGUCUCAUUUGUUAUUGUUUCAACUAAGGAUUCCCCCUUUAAAGAGGACUUAUAGAAUGAUCUUCUAACAAGUCGACUAUAAGUUCUUAGCACUGCUAAUACUUUUCUGUAAGAACAAAAUAAAAAAAAGUGAGAGGUAAAGUGGAAACACUGCCUAACGUUAACUGAAUAUGUAUUAACGUGUUACAGGGUAAUUACAUAGGAUAAUUACAUAGGAUUCCACUGCUGGGUACUCUAUGUUAAAGUGUCUCAAAAUGAUUUCCCAAUCACAGAUGGUGUAGCUGAUGGAGGAGUACAUCCUGAGAAAGACCUGGUAGCCCUCUCUCUGUGUCUGGCACUGGUCACCAUCAUCCUACAGAUGAUGUGA
Messenger RNA from Coregonus sp. 'balchen', 28606 nucleotides. The record is from the annotation of a GenBank genome assembly. Lineage: Eukaryota; Metazoa; Chordata; Actinopteri; Salmoniformes; Salmonidae.